Molecule: messenger RNA, 3690 nt
Organism: Xyrauchen texanus (razorback sucker)
Lineage: Eukaryota; Metazoa; Chordata; Actinopteri; Cypriniformes; Catostomidae
Gene: slc9a1b
Product: solute carrier family 9 member A1b
Exons: 14
Coding region: 56-2179 (707 amino acids)
Biological process (GO): proton transmembrane transport; sodium ion transport; regulation of pH
Cellular component (GO): membrane
Molecular function (GO): sodium:proton antiporter activity
Source: RefSeq, a predicted model, not a curated record
GAAGCGGCGCGCGAUGAUUCAAGGCAAUAAAAGUUGUUGCCAGUGUUGUGCGUGAAUGAGUGACAGGAUGAAGAAGAUGAUGAUGAUCAUAUUGAUCUUGUGCUGUGGAUCAGUGUGUGCUGAGGAGAAUCGAUCACUGUUUCCAGUGUUAUCGAUCAGUUAUGAUUAUGUUCAGAUGCCGUUUGAGAUCUCGCUGUGGAUUCUGCUCGCGUCACUCAUGAAACUGGGUUUUCAUCUGAUCCCGCGUCUGUCUGCUGUGGUUCCUGAGAGCUGUCUGUUGAUCGUGGUCGGGCUGCUCGUGGGGGGUUUGAUUCAGGUUUUGGGUGAAGAUCCUCCCUUUCUCGACUCGCAGCUCUUCUUCCUGUGUCUGCUGCCGCCAAUCAUCCUGGAUGCCGGGUACUUCCUGCCGAUCGGUCCGUUCACGGAGAACGUCGGAACCAUUCUGAUGCUGGCCGUGGUGGGGACGCUGUGGAAUGUGUUCUUCGUUGGAGUGGUGCUGUACGGCGUGUGUCGUGUGGCGGGCAGUGGUCUCGCCACGGUCGAUCUGUUGUCCAGUCUGCUGUUCGGAUCCAUCGUGUCGGCCGUGGAUCCCGUCGCCGUUCUCGCCGUGUUCGAGGAGAUUCACAUCAACGAGCUGCUGCACAUCCUGGUGUUCGGAGAGUCUCUGCUGAACGACGCCGUCACUGUGGUCCUGUAUCACUUGUUUGAGGAGUUUGCACACGUGGGUGAGGUGACUCCGGGUGACGUGUUUCUGGGUGUGCUGUGUUUCUUCGUGGUGGCGCUGGGUGGCGUGCUGGUGGGCACCGUGUAUGGUGUGCUGGCGGCUUUCACCUCACGUUUCACAUUGCACACGCGUGUGAUCGAGCCGCUGUUUGUUUUCCUAUACAGUUACAUGGCAUAUCUAUCGGCAGAGCUCUUCCACCUGUCCGGCAUCAUGGCACUCAUUGCGUGUGGCGUGGUGAUGCGGCCGUAUGUGGAGGCCAAUAUUUCCCACAAGUCCUACACCACCAUCAAGUACUUCCUGAAGAUGUGGAGCAGCGUGAGCGAGACUCUGAUCUUCAUCUUUCUUGGCGUGUCGACGGUUGCGGGACCGCACACCUGGAACUGGACGUUUGUGACCGUCACAAUCAUCCUGUGUCUGCUGUCCAGAGUUCUGGGCGUUGUUGGUUUAACGUACAUCAUAAAUAAGUUCCGUAUGGUGAAGUUAAGCGGUAAAGAUCAGUUCAUCGUAGCGUACGGGGGAUUACGAGGUGCGAUUGCGUUCUCUCUGGCGUUUCUGCUGUCCAGUGACAUCUUUCCCAUGAAGGACAUGUUUCUCACAGCCAUCAUCACCGUCAUCUUCUUCACCGUGUUUGUGCAGGGAAUGACCAUUCGACCUCUCGUUGACCUUCUUGCUGUAAAGAAGAAGAAACAGAGUAAAGGUUCAAUAAACGAGGAGAUUCACACUCAGUUUCUGGAACAUUUGCUGACAGGCAUCGAGGACGUGUGUGCCCACUAUGGACAUCAUCACUGGAGAGACAAGUUGAAUCGCUUUAAUAAACGUUACGUGAAGCGUUUGCUGAUCACUGGAGAUCGCUCACAGGAGCCACAGCUCGUCUCUUUUUAUAAUAAGAUGGAACUCAAACAGGCCAUGAUGCUGCUGGAGGUCAACAGUUCAUCCAGUCCGAACACAAACACACCUGCGGCCACAGUACUCAGCAAAAGAAAUCUAAACAUCUCAAAAGAGCGCGAGGAGGAAAUCAGGAAGAUCUUGAGAUCAAACCUGCAGAAAACUCGACAGAGAUUGCGCUCAUACAGUAGACACACACUGUUGGCUGAUCCAGCUGAAGAAGACUGGAGUGAGAUACGUUUGAGAAAACAGCAAGUGCAAAUGGAGAGACGGAUGAGUCACUUUCUGACAGUUCCUGCUAAUCGUCAGGAGUCUCCACCAAUGAGGAGAUCUUGUUUUGAGUCAGAUAAUCAAGGGCACUUGGACAGAGCAAGUAUCCUAGUGAGUGUUCCAGAUUCGGUCUCGCUCCACGAUGAAACUGAACCGACUCGAGACGGCUCCAGACGGAGACAGAAGCCAAGCGUGACAUUCGCUUUGGACAUGGAGGAGCAGAGAAUGUCUCGCUGUCUGAGCGAUCCCGGACCAAACCAACUGAACGAGGAAGAAGAAAUGGAAAUGGACCACGUGUGAAUCACUGAAGAGUGUUUGUUAGAUUUAUAGACAUGUUUUUAUUAAAGACUAUUGAACUAUUAUUUCUGAAGCCGCUCGAGUGAUCUGGUGAAAAUGGCAGACACAUUAUUUUAUUUGAUGUCCAUAUAGGACUCAUUUUGCUGUGGAUCUAGAUACUCGUCUACCUAAAGUGAAUAAACACGAGGACAUGAACAUCUUAUUUUCACUUUCCAUGUUUUUCAGGCUUUUAGUGUUUUCAAAAGUCAUAUUUCAAAUGUUGUUUCAGUGGAAUGAUCAACAGCAAACCAGAUUUUCACAACCAGACUGGAAAUAUUGAACUGUGAUGUGGUUCACUCUCACUGGACCUGGAGUUGUUUUAAAAUAUAUCACAUUCAGUCUCUUCACUUUGCACACAUAUUUAUUCAUCUUUACAUCUUCAUAGUUUCAUUAUACCCUAAAAAACAAAAUAAACUUUGCUUUAAAGUCCCGUUUGUGCAGUCACAGCUGCCUAUUUAGUGUUUGAACAUGAGAAAAAUCAUCGUAACCAGCAAAGUGGCUCCAUCAUCAUGUCGAGUUCUUCAGCUGAAUCUGCUGUAAAAAGUAAAAAGUCUGUCUGUAGUGGGUGUUAAACUGCAGUACUGGAGUCUGUCUGUAGGGGGUGUUAAACUGCAGUACUGGAGGUCACCGCUGGAGGCGCUGCGGUGUUGGUGGCGCAGCUACUGUGUUGUUCAGGGCCUUGUUGCUGCGCAUGUGAAAGCGUUUGAAUACCGCGUGCAGCGUAUGAAAAGCGUAUGAAAAGAUUAUAUUAGUAAAGUUAUAUUAUAAUUGUCGUUUAUCGUCAUAAGAGACUUCAAGGAUCAUUAUAAUAUGUCUCGGUACAUGAGGCCGCCGAACAGCUCACUGUUUAUCCGAAACAUCUCCGACGAGUCCCGACUGUGUAAAGGCAUCCAGUCGUGGAGCCCGGCACAAAGACACAGUUAACAGAGCCUUGUAGAGUAUGACUAAAGACAAGUCAUCGGCAGCACGCCACAAAGAUCGCUACUUACAGAGAGGCAAAAGUGUGAAAAGAAAAGCAAAUUAAAGCUUCAAGAGACAAAGAGGAAAAGAGUCGAUCCGGUUGGCCGAAGUGCUCAGAUUUAUCCAUCAGAGAGAAAGUAAAGACAAAGACAAGCGGCGAAUCCAGGUCUACUUGGUCGCAUUUUAAAGACUUAAAGAUCAAGGUGAAGGUAAAAACACGUAUCCUACAACAUUCCCACGAUUUACACUCAACAGGUGGUUUCACUGAGAGCUGAUGAACGUGAGAACUCCCUGAACAUGCGCUUCAUUGUUCAACAGUGCAUGAGAUGUUGUGUAGUUUAUUGUCAUUAGACCCCUUAACAGCGCAGCACAUUUGAAGAUGUGCGAGAUGCAGAAGACGCCCUGCACAAUCUGGACAGGAAGUGGGUGUGUGGACGGCAAAUCGAGAUCCAGUUUGCUCAAGGAGAUCGAAAGACGCCCGGUCAGAUGAAGUCUAAGGAUCGCCAAUCACCGCG